Messenger RNA from Macrosteles quadrilineatus (aster leafhopper), 584 nucleotides. RefSeq names its product protein lifeguard 1-like. Lineage: Eukaryota; Metazoa; Arthropoda; Insecta; Hemiptera; Cicadellidae. The record is from RefSeq and is a predicted model, not a curated record. The coding region runs from base 111 to 461 and encodes 116 amino acids. The transcript has 3 exons.
AUCGUCCACUGUGACGUAACAUAGCGUUCGUCUGCGUCUCUUUGUCGCCAUAGUAUAUAUUGGGAGCGGUCCCUACCCGGUUAUCAGUCUUACCUGUUCUCUCGAUCCAAAUGGCUUCUAAGACCGUCGUCCUCGUCCUGGCAGUGCUCGCCAUGGCCGCUGCUGAGCAGCGCGUCAAGAAGCAGGCCUUCAUUGCAGGAGCCUACCCCUACGCAGCCGCUCCCGUAGUGUAUGCCGAGGAUGAUGGUUCUUACUUCCCUGGCAAGUACGAGGGUACCGGCUACCCCUACGCUGCUCCCUACGUUGCUGCCCCUUACGCUGCUGCCCCCUACGCUGCUGCCCCCUACGUUGCCGCCCCCUAUGCCGCUGCUCCCUACGCCGCCGUCCCCUACCCCUACGUCGCCCCCUACACCGACGAUGGAUCUUACUUCCCCGGCAAAUACGGACCUGAGAACCAGUAAGACUUGACCUCUCCUUGCCCUCCCCCAUACCUUCCCUUCAAUCCUUUCCCAACAUAACUUAUUUGUAUAUGGAACUAUUUUGUUGACUUAUGUACAAUAAAUUCUAUCCCUCUUCCACAAAAA